Molecule: messenger RNA, 870 nt
Organism: Hibiscus syriacus
Lineage: Eukaryota; Viridiplantae; Streptophyta; Magnoliopsida; Malvales; Malvaceae
Exons: 4
Coding region: 189-566 (125 amino acids)
Source: RefSeq, a predicted model, not a curated record
ACUACAAGCGUAUUGAAGAGGAAAAGAACACAAAGGAAUGAGAUCCUGGAAUUCAUCCGCUGUUCUGUUGUUCUUUUCCUUGCCUUUCUUCCUUCUUCUCUCACCCUCGGCUUCUUCAAUUGAUCAUCAAAAUGAAAGAAUCGGACACAGAAUUUUUAUGAGCUUCAAAGAAAUUUCGAAAGAAAGUAAUGAUACUUUCGAUUGCUGUCCCUUUGGUCCGUGUGUUCCUUGCCUUUACUCUGAGAAGAGCGACAAAAAAUACCGAUGUUGUGAGACCGGAUAUCGUAUCCCUUUCAAAUGUGUUGAAACUGAUGAUGGUUCAAAGGCUGAAAAUAAACAAAAAACCUAAAAGGAUAGGUCUAAUCUUGAAAUCUCAGCAAUCGGUGAGAAUUCAAGAAAACGUAGAAGCUUACUCGAUGAUUCAUCCACAUCGGAGAGUAGGGCACAAGCCUACAUCAUCUAUAGAAGCUGUAUACCUGUAUUUAAUGAAGAGAAGUUAUCAGUACUCUGUUUUGAGGGAAUUAAUUUUGGCUUACUGCUCAUUAGUGGUUCAGUUGUAUUCUUAAGAAGAAAGCGGGCCAUUACCAUGCCUGGAGUUUCUACAGGGAGGAUCCAAUCUAACUCUAGGUUUUAAUUUACAAGCCCUUUAAUAUGAAACCGACUUUGUUGAUUAUUGAGGCUUUGAAGUAAUUUAGCAUAAAACAACGUCUACAGGUAAAGCUUUAUUUGCUCUUUUUUUUCAUUAUUUUUUUUUAAUUUUUUAAAAUCUCGAUGUUGCAGUGAAAAUUGUUGAAAGUAAUUUUCCUUAAAUGAAUGGCGUAAUUGAUUUUCCUGCAACCUUUAACUGAAAGCUUACACGUUUUUGUAGUC